GGUCGGCCAUUGUGCUUUCUUCGUGUCGCCGAUACGAUCGCGCGUUGUCCGUCAUCCUAAACCGGAGUGCUCAGUGUCCGGCUUAUACCGGAUGAGUCUGCGAGAGGGACGUGUACGUGCGCCGUAGCUCGCCGCCGGCGAAUACUCUCCAGAGCUGCACCGCCGCCGUCAUUAGCGUCAUCGUUGUUAUCGUCAUCCCCUGGCGCCUUCAGCUCGCGGCUAGUCAGCACCCAGAAGAUGCGCGUGCACGGGAGCGAGUCCGCGAGGCGGUACGCGCGAGUAACGCGCCGGUGAACGCGCGAAGAAAUGAAAUGUGCGAAGAGGAGAGCCAUUAGGAAUCCGCCAUUCUCGGCGAAUGUCAUUCACCCUGUGUGUGCAUCGUAAAAAGAAAAAGAAGAAGAAGAAGCAGCAGCACCACCACCGCCGCGGAAGAAAGUCAAACGAAGAACUACUAUCGAAGUAAGGAGCUACUGAUCGCAAGAACGCGUCUUCAUUCGAGGCAUUCUCUCCUGGGAGUCGAAUCAAUUUCAAAUGAGUCCAGCCCGUCGAUUGAUCGAACGGAGAACCGGCUGAAGCAGCAUUGAGAUUCGUAGGUCGCGGUGCUUCCGUAUUGAGGUACAUCGAGAAGAUACUCGCGGAUCUCCGUUUGAUCCUCUUUGAAAGGGGACCGAGUAUAGACUCCGAUAGUGUCCGCAGGGACGCAGAUGGGAGCUUGUCUGAUAGAAGUCCCAUCAACCCCGUGCGACAACAAUCUAACGUGUUCCCAGCGAUCGACUCCACGGCUGCCGUCGCCCACCGACGUCGCCAUCGACUACAAGGCCUCUUCUUCUCCCACCCGAUUCGGCUACAAAAAUCUGAUCAAGCUGGAAUUGAUGGAGUUGGAGAACAUUGUUGCGAACACCGUGUACCUGAAAGCGAGAGAAGGUGGUGGUGACAGCAAUAAAGGAAAGAGUAAGAAAUGGCGGAAGAUACUUCAGUUCCCACACAUUUCCCAGUGCAUCGGCCUAAAAGAUAAACUGGACAUCAGGUACAGUUAUGUGGUGGACCAGCAGCCGAUUGGGCGGCUGCUUUUCCGACAAUUCUGCCAGGACAAGAAGCCAGCCUAUCAUCGCUACAACCUUUUUCUGGACUCAAUCGAGAAGUACGAGAUUGAACUGGACGAGAAUCGCAUCGAUCUGGCGAAAGAGUUGUUCGAGCAGUACCUGAAGCGGGAGGGUUCAGAGGUGGUCGAUAUCCUGAACGAUUCCUUGAUCUCUCAGUGCGAGGAACGACUCAGCACCGGCGGCAAAGAGCUCUUCACCGAGGUCGCGCAGACCGUGAAAAACUUCUUGGCUGGUGAGCCGUUCUCGGCUUUCCUCAGCAGUUUCUACUUCUACAGGUAUCUCCAGUGGAAAUGGCUAGAGGCGCAACCAGUGACAUAUAAGACCUUCCGGAUGUAUCGGGUAUUGGGCAAGGGUGGCUUCGGAGAGGUCUGCGCUUGCCAGGUACGCGCCACCGGUAAGAUGUAUGCGUGCAAGAAAUUGGAGAAGAAGCGCAUCAAGAAGAGGAAAGGCGAAUCGAUGGUAUUGAUCGAGAAGAACAUUCUGCAGAAGAUCAACUCCAAGUUCGUCGUUUCGCUCGCAUAUGCGUACGAAACGAAGGACGCUCUCUGCCUCGUACUGACUAUCAUGAAUGGCGGCGAUCUCAAGUUCCAUAUUUAUAAUAUGGGCGGUGAGCCAGGUUUUGACAUAAAUCGCGCCCGAUUCUAUGCGGCUGAGGUCGUGUGCGGUCUAGAGCAUCUUCAUCUUCAAGGUAUCGUCUAUAGGGACUGCAAGCCGGAGAACAUACUGUUGGACGAUCAUGGUCACGUGAGAAUAUCCGAUCUCGGCCUCGCGGUGGAAAUUACGGAGGGCGACAUGGUGCGCGGUAGGGUCGGCACGGUGGGUUACAUGGCGCCUGAGGUCAUCGACAAUGAAAAGUAUACCUUCUCGCCAGACUGGUUCAGCUUUGGAUGCCUACUGUAUGAGAUGAUUGAAGGCCAGGCGCCAUUCCGCGCUCGCAAGGAGAAGACCAAACGCGAAGAAAUUGACAGACGCGUUAAGGAGGAUCAAGAGAGGUAUUCACCUAAGUUCAGCGAGGAUGCCAAAAGUCUGUGCCAGCAGCUGCUAAAGAAGAGUCCAAAGAACAGACUGGGUUGCAAGUGCGGUCGACACGGGGCGAAAGAGGUGAAGCUCCAUAGCUUUUUUCAAUGCCUGAACUGGAAGAGGGUCGAGGCCGGUAUGUGGGAACCGCCGUUUGUGCCGGAUCCUCGUGCGGUUUACGCUAAAGAUGUUUUGGACAUCGAACAGUUCUCCACGGUGAAAGGUGUUAAUUUGGACGCCACAGAUGAUACCUUCUACAGCAAGUUCAAUACCGGCAGCGUGUCUAUUCCAUGGCAAAAUGAGAUGAUAGAGACUGAGUGUUUUAAGGAACUAAAUGUAUUAGGUCCUAACAACACGCCCACCCCAGAUUUAUUGAUAAACCAUACACCGCCUAACAAUGACGAUAGAGGCUGCUUUCCUUUUCGAAGAAAGAGGAAACAAAGCGAUCGUACAAGAGAGAUCCCGUUGUCGGAAUGCCACUUGCUGGAAUUGUCGCAGACACAGAGCUCAGAAAUGCCAGCCAGCUGA
Molecule: messenger RNA, 2648 nt
Organism: Cyphomyrmex costatus
Lineage: Eukaryota; Metazoa; Arthropoda; Insecta; Hymenoptera; Formicidae
Gene: Gprk2
Product: G protein-coupled receptor kinase 2
Exons: 9
Coding region: 705-2648 (647 amino acids)
Biological process (GO): regulation of signal transduction; protein phosphorylation; signal transduction
Cellular component (GO): cytoplasm
Molecular function (GO): ATP binding; G protein-coupled receptor kinase activity
Source: RefSeq, a predicted model, not a curated record